CUGAGCGGCGCAGCUGGACUAGUUUACCGACUCCUGAAGUUCUGCUGGGCCGAGGAAGCGCUUUAACACCAGAGCUUAACGUUUAAUCCCAGCUCAGCUCCCCUUCCCGGAGAUUCCAGGUGAGGGAGCCGCUCUGGAGUGGCUCUGAACUGACCUGUGUGAUCCAGAAACUGGACUUUUAAAAGUCCUCCUGCCCAGCGCACGUGCCUUCUUCACCCGCCGCGUUUCAGGCAGUGCUGAGGGUCAAAGGGACCGAGGAUCUCGAAGUGGCCUCGGAGAGCCCUGGCCGAACUUCCCCCGGGAGCCACGCGAGCUCUCCAGCCUCCUAUCAGCUCCAUGGGGUUCUGAUCCGGUCAGGAAGCUCGGCAGUCGCGCGGCAUGGCAGAUAAAGGCCCGGUCCUCACUUCGGUCAUCAUCUUCUAUCUGUUUAUCGGAGCCGCGAUCUUCCAGAUCCUGGAGGAGUCCAACUUCGAGUCCGCAGCGCAGGAGUACAAACAGCAGAAACAGCUCCUCCUGCUGAAGCACCCCUGCCUGAGCAAGCAGGACCUGGACGGCAUUAUUGAGGUGGUGGCUAAAGCAGCUGGCCAGGGUGUGACCAUCACAGGAGAAAAACCUUUCAAAAGCUGGACCUGGACAAAUGCUUUAGUCUUCGCUGCCACCAUCAUCACCACUAUAGGUUAUGGGAAUGUUGCUCCGAAGACAGCGGGAGGGCGAGUGUUCUGCAUCCUAUUCGGGCUCUGCGGAAUCCCACUCUGCUUCACCUGGAUCAGCGAGCUGGGCACGUUUUUUGGGAGCAGAGCGAAGCGCCUGAGCCAAGUGCUGCUGCACAAAGGCCUCCGUGUGAAAAAUGUCCAGUUUAUCUGCACAACUAUCUUCCUGCUGUGGGGUCUGCUGUUUCACCUGCUCAUCCCACCCUUCAUCUUCAUGGCUGUGGAGGAGUGGACCUACCUGGAGGGCCUUUACUUCUGCUUCAUCACCCUGACCACUGUUGGGUUCGGGGACUAUGUAGCAGGUGUGAACACAAAUGUGGAGUACCAGGCACUGUACCGCUUCGCUGUGGAGAUAUGGAUAUACAUGGGCCUGGCGUGGCUCUCCCUGUUCUUCAGCUGGAAUGUCCACAUGGUGGUGGAGGCCCACAAAGUGCUGAAGAAAAGGAGGCAGAUGCGUCACAAGCUUUCUCCGUACAACAUCGAUCAGGUCCAGAAAGCCCCCUUGCCUCAAACGGCCAGCAUCGUCGAUAUCUUCAAGUUCAUGUCGGAGAAGGGCGAGGACUACAGUGACGUCAUUACAGCGAUUGGUGCGGCCGAGAAGAGGAAAAAGCAGCAGGAGGAGGAGCUGACCCGCUCCAAAAGCUGCAGCGACCUUCUCAAACAGAUGGUGGUACCACUUGACCAAUCCCCUCGCCAGAAGCGCCGCAGAUUCAGCAUUGGGGACAACGUGUAUAUGGUCAUCUCUAGGGCCAGAGGAUCCACCGGUGAUCUAGAGGAAAGGCGAUCACUUCAGGAACCCAAAGGAGAUCCAGAACUUGACAUGGAGAGUCUCUUAGACAAAGGAGCUCCUCACAGACCAGCACGCUGUGUGUGGGAUUCCAGAGCGUCCUAUAACCCUGUUUUCCAGAAUCCCAGAAUAAUUCUGAACUCUGACGAGAGCUUAGGGAACCAGAACGGGUCCAGAUUUUCAGUGGUCAAGGUGGAUGAAACUAAUUUGUUAGAAAAAGGCCACGGCCUGGGAUGAAGACGGCUCAGACCAGCAGAUAAGAGACUGCGUUUGAGGAGCUGGUCCACACGAUUUCCUUAAAUAGCCACUAUAUUAGCCAGGCUAAGCUAAAGCCAAUCUGCGCAUUUGGUCCGUUUAACCUUUAGAAGUGUCCGUUAUCGCCAGUCAUAGUGAAACAAUGCUGUCAUUUUACAGUAAGUAUUUCUAGCAGCAGAGAAAUCAUGUGGAAAGUGCCGAUUCCAAACUUUCAGUCCAUUCGAUUUUGAUCCAGAUUUGAAGCUUUUGUUUUGUAUGCAAUAUUUUUUUUUUACAUCAAACAAAAAUCAAAAGCCGAUUAGAAUCUGUUCAUACAGAAUUAAAACAUAAAUGUAACUCAUUGAAUAACAAAAGGAACAAUUUUCAACCCUUUCAAUUCGACGUAAUGUAUACGGCAUCAAAAGGCGUCGUACAUAAAAGAAAACUGUUUAGUGAACGCUGCAUGCUAGAGGUGUGUUUUCAUCUUUCCUGGAAGGGAAGUGUUGUUCCAGCAACAAGUCACAAUCACAGACCCUGAUUUUCGACAAGUGAGGAACACAGCCUCUGAUUCUUCAACGAGUCAGGAACUGAUUGGUCUGAUUGGUCGAGAAGUCCGGAACACAGCCUCUACCUGGUUGAUGAACCAAGAACGCCGCCUCUGAUUGGCCAGCAAGCCACGAAACCAGCUUCAGAUUGGUUGACGAGCCAAGAACAUAGCUAGUGUUGACGUUGUCAUAAUGGAUAUAUUUCACAAAGUCUAUAAAAAGACCAGAAUUCCAAAGCUUCUGAAAGGGGUACAAUCUCAGUGGGGCCCUCAUUAGAAUGGCACAGCACUAGCUUUCAGGGAAAAAAUGAAAGUUAGUCUGUAGCAUGCAGCGUUCCUGUCCUAUGACGUCGAGCUGACAGGGUAAAGAUGAGAACAGUAGAUGAUUAGCAAAUAAACUGUACAGAUGUUCUUUGGUCUGGAGCAGAGCGCAGAGACGACCCUGCUCUGUGUAGUCAUCACACAGGCCUUCGGCUGUCCACAUUUCAUUCACACCUUUGGCUGUCUGUCCUGCAUUGGUUAAAGUUGUCCAGAAUGAGAGAGCAGACAGAGGAUGUUCAUCUGAUGUGUUGGUUAUGUGUACACACUGUCAUCUCUCAUUUCAUUAUAGUGCCGUGUGACACAUUCUGUUUGAUGUAAAUUAAAAUAAAUAAAUAAAUAAAUAAAUAAAAUAAAAA
This is a messenger RNA of Pygocentrus nattereri (red-bellied piranha), 2952 nucleotides long. It is a transcript of the gene kcnk5b, whose product is annotated as potassium channel, subfamily K, member 5b. Gene Ontology annotation, molecular function: potassium ion leak channel activity. The transcript is spliced from 5 exons. Gene Ontology annotation, cellular component: membrane. NCBI's taxonomy places the organism in Eukaryota, Metazoa, Chordata, Actinopteri, Characiformes, Serrasalmidae. Gene Ontology annotation, biological process: potassium ion transmembrane transport; stabilization of membrane potential. Bases 379 to 1734 code for a protein of 451 amino acids. The record is from RefSeq and is a predicted model, not a curated record.